Molecule: messenger RNA, 2423 nt
Organism: Melampsora larici-populina 98AG31
Lineage: Eukaryota; Fungi; Basidiomycota; Pucciniomycetes; Pucciniales; Melampsoraceae
Exons: 10
Coding region: 1-2256 (751 amino acids)
Biological process (GO): peptidyl-serine phosphorylation; intracellular signal transduction
Molecular function (GO): protein serine/threonine kinase activity; ATP binding
Source: RefSeq, a predicted model, not a curated record
AUGAAUUCCAAGGAUGACUCAGUAGAACUUGAAGCUCAGCAAGAACGGUCAAGAGAAGAAAUCGAAUCCAAACCAAGCAGACCAACAAUCAACUCAAUCCAAACUGAACUUCAUCACACUUUAACAUCACCCACUCAUUUAACCACUCCUUCAUCAGAACACUAUGACCAUCACAUCAACUCAUCAUCAACUAUCAGUAGCGCAAGCUCAGCAAGAUCAACUUCAAGUGUACAAGCAGUACCCAUCAAAAGACCCUCUAGAAGACCUUCUCAAACACCAUCUCAAAAUCAAACUAUCAUCGUACCAACUCCAACCGAACACUAUACUGAAACUUUGAUCACAUCUACCUCAACCCAAACCCAAAAACAAACUCGUAAGACAAUCAAAGAUUAUCAUAUUGGAGAAAUUUUAGGAGAAGGAUCUUAUUCAACAGUAUACCAAGCAAUCGACAAAACCAAACCCAAUUCGAUCAUAGAACAAUAUGCCAUUAAAGUUUUAGAUAAACGUCAUAUUCAAAAAGAAAAGAAAACGAAAUAUGUUACAGUUGAGAGAGAUACGCUUAAUUUAUUACAUCAUCAUCCUGGUUGUAUUAAACUGUUUGCUACUUUUCAAGACGAUUUUUCAUUAUAUUUCGUUUUAGAGUAUGCUGCUAAUGGUGAGAUUUUAAAAGUCAUCAAAGAUUACGGUUCAUUAUCAUUAGAUUGUACGAUAUUUUAUGCUGCUGAAAUUCUAGAUGCAAUAGAUCAUAUGCAUUCACGUGGAGUGAUCCAUCGUGAUCUAAAACCAGAAAAUAUUUUAUUAGAUAGUCAUAUGAGAAUUAAGAUUGCUGAUUUCGGUAGUGCAAAGAUCUUGAAACCUGAAGAAGAAUCAUCUACUGAACCUCGUACAGCGGAAUAUGUAAGCCCCGAACUUCUACUUCACAAGACUACCACCAAAAGUUCAGAUCUAUGGGCAUAUGGAUGUAUAAUUUUUCAAAUGUUAUCAGGAACCCCACCAUUCAGAACUAGAAGUGAAUAUUUAACAUUUCAAAAAAUUACCAACUUGGACUACGAAUUCUUACCUGAAUUUCCAUCAAUCGGAAGAGAUCUAAUAGAAAAGAUUCUAUUAAUCGAACCAAAAGAAAGAUUAAGUUUAAGCGAAAUUAAAUCACAUGGGUUCUUUUUUGGUUUAGAUUGGAAUUCGAUUUGGAUUGGUGAUGUACCUAAAUUUGAAACUGGGAUUGUGAAAGCUAGUUUGAAUAAAUCUUUAACCUCAAACCAAGUUAAGAUUGAAGAUUUUUUAACUUUACCUCCCUUACCAGUUUCUGUGAAUGUUUCUCCUGAUCUUAGAGGAAAUAAUCUAGAAGAAGAAGAAGGCAGAGAAGAACAUCAUCAUGAACCAGAAGAACCAGAAGAAGAAGGAGCGGAAGGGGAAAGGGUUAUGAAUAAGAUUGAAGUGGAUAAUGAAGGUAGGAAAGGUGGAGAUUUAAAGGUCGAGAAAAAGUUGGAUAGAAGGAAAAGUAGAUUAGAAAGUUCACUUAGUGCAACAAAGAAAGCGUGGCUUGGAGGAAGUCAUGGGAAUAGGAAAGCUGGCGUUGCUGCUGCUGGGGAUGCUGCUGGAGAGAGUAGUGGAAGUGAUGGUGGUCCGGAAGUGGGUUCUACUUGGCCAGAAGUUUUCUUACCAAAUGAAUUGAUGAUCUAUUCAACCAGUCCGAUGAAGGAAAAAACCAAAACAUUCAUUAAAGAGAGCAGCACAAGUGAAGAAAGCAAACCUAAAAUAUUUCAAAGAUUAUUUAAACGGACCAAGAAGAUGAAAAAGAAGAAAGAAGGUAAAAUGAAUUAUACAUUAGUCUUAACUGAUUUUCCUAGAUUGUUAUUUGUUUCGGAAGAUUUGAAUAAAUUGAUGGUCAAGAUUGAAAUUGAGAUCUUGUUUAGAGAAUUACCUUUACUUGGAAAUCAAAUUGAAGUUGAUGAAACUCGAAAUGAUCAAGAUCUAAUUAAUCGAACUCGGAAUCCGAAUCAGAUUGAUAGAAAUCAGGAUCAAAUUGGAAAUCAUAGGAAUCAGAAUCAGAUUGAUCAGAAUCAAAUUGAUAAGAAAGGAUUAGAUUAUUUUUUAUUUAAACAAGUUGAUUUGAUUAGUUGUAACACAUUUGAAGUGAAAACCUCGAAUGGAAAAACCUUCAAAUUUGAAGAUCCAAGUGAAUCAGCUCAAAGAUGGAAAGAUGAAAUCCUUUUUGCAUAUGAAACUUGUCAAAAUAAAACAUCAAAACCGAAAUGAAGAAAUGAAUGAAGAAAUGAAUGAAGAAAUCCAGUUGGUUUUGUUUUUGGGUUGGUUUUUUGGUUUUUUCUUUUUGUUUUGAAAUCAUCAAUCUUUUAAAUGUGUUUGUAGAAUAAUUGAGGUUUUUUUUUCUCAUGAAAUUUGAUUAUCAUUUGAUUGUUUUCCUG